Messenger RNA from Papaver somniferum (opium poppy), 435 nucleotides. RefSeq names its product aldehyde dehydrogenase family 7 member B4-like. The coding region runs from base 1 to 435 and encodes 144 amino acids. Gene Ontology annotation, molecular function: aldehyde dehydrogenase (NAD+) activity. The record is from RefSeq and is a predicted model, not a curated record. The transcript has a single exon. Lineage: Eukaryota; Viridiplantae; Streptophyta; Magnoliopsida; Ranunculales; Papaveraceae.
AUGAUUUUUAUUUGGAGACAACAGUUGAAUGGUUUAGUUGUACCUUCAGAUCGUUCAAGUCAUGUGAUUGCGGAGAUGUGGAAUUAUCUUAGUAUAAUGGGUGCAGUUACUGUUUUCCAUUUCCCAUGUUUCGUUCUAGGAUGGAAUACCAGUAUUGCUUUUAUCUGCGGCAAUUUUGUUGUUUGGAAAGGAGCGUCAACAACGCCACUAAUAACUAUCGCUAUAACUGAAAUAUUAUCGAGAGUUCUGAAGAAAAACAACUUACCUGGUGUUAUCUUUAUUAUUUUACAUGGAGGAGCUGAGAUUGGUGAGGCCAUAGCACACGGUACAAACAUUUUUCUUGUUUCAUUCCAUGGAACUACUAAGUUUAUACACGGAAGAUGGUCCAUUGACUUCAUUAAUGCAACAUUCUUUGAACCUCCUGGCUCCUGCUGA